AUGGGGACGCUGCGGGAUUUACAAUAUGCCUUGCAAGAGAAGAUCGAGGAGCUGAGGCAACGGGAUGCGCUCAUCGACGAGCUGGAGCUGGAGCUGGACCAGAAGGACGAACUGAUCCAGAAGCUGCAGAACGAACUGGACAAGUACCGCUCGGUGAUCCGACCCGCCACCCAGCAGGCGCAGCAGCAGGGCUCCGGCACUUUGCAAGGGGAGCAGAGGACCAAGCGGCAGGCCAUUUCAGCCGAGCCCACCGCUUUUGACAUCCAGGACCUCAGCCAUGUCACCCUGCCUUUCUACCCCAAGAGCCCACAGUCAAAGGAUCUAAUAAAGGAAGCUAUUCUUGACAAUGACUUCAUGAAGAAUCUGGAGCUGUCUCAGAUACAAGAAAUUGUGGAUUGUAUGUAUCCAGUGGAAUAUGGCAAAGACAGUUGCAUCAUCAAAGAAGGAGAUGUGGGUUCACUGGUGUAUGUCAUGGAAGAUGGAAAGGUUGAGGUGACCAAGGAAGGUGUAAAGCUGUGUACCAUGGGGCCUGGAAAAGUAUUUGGGGAACUGGCCAUCCUUUACAACUGCACCCGGACAGCCACCGUCAAAACUCUCGUAAAUGUGAAACUUUGGGCUAUUGAUCGGCAAUGUUUUCAAACAAUAAUGAUGAGGACUGGCCUCAUCAAGCAUACAGAGUAUAUGGAAUUUUUGAAAAGUGUACCGACAUUCCAGAGCCUCCCUGAAGAGAUACUCAGUAAACUUGCUGAUGUCCUUGAAGAGACACACUAUGAAAAUGGAGAGUACAUUAUCAGGCAAGGUGCUCGAGGGGACACUUUCUUCAUAAUCAGCAAAGGCAAGGUAAAUGUUACUCGUGAAGAUUCUCCAGGGGAAGAUCCAAUCUUUCUCCGUACAUUAGGAAAAGGAGAUUGGUUUGGAGAAAAAGCCCUCCAGGGGUAA
Molecule: messenger RNA, 939 nt
Organism: Eublepharis macularius
Lineage: Eukaryota; Metazoa; Chordata; Lepidosauria; Squamata; Eublepharidae
Product: cGMP-dependent protein kinase 1-like
Exons: 7
Coding region: 1-939 (312 amino acids)
Molecular function (GO): cGMP-dependent protein kinase activity; ATP binding
Source: RefSeq, a predicted model, not a curated record